This is a messenger RNA of Brugia pahangi, 330 nucleotides long. NCBI's taxonomy places the organism in Eukaryota, Metazoa, Nematoda, Chromadorea, Rhabditida, Onchocercidae. The record is from the annotation of a GenBank genome assembly.
AUGCUUCUAAAUCUUUUCACAACUAUUAGAGAAGAGCCGAAGGACCGACCGGAAGUGCCCCCUGUUCAUCCAAACAUGUGUCCACGGAUCGUUCACGAGGCACUCCGGAUAACAGCACUGCAUGCUACCGUCUCCGAUUUCUCUCCACUACCAGUAGCAACACCAGGAGGCAUAAGCAUGUCGCAUCAUAGCAUCCUUACCGCAAUUGAUAGAACUGUACCAAUAGCAAAUCAGGUGUUUGCUGUUCCGCAGUUUCGCAACACUGAUUAUAUUAAGAUGCUCUCUCUUCCUCCCUUAUCGGUUCCAGUUUUCUCCGAGUCCUACCAUUAG